CAGUCUCACAAAUAGCUAGAUGAGCUAAAAACGCCACUCCAGUUUUUGCAGUACAUAAAUAAGCCCCACUAACUAUCUCCGUCCGUCCUUUCCGGCCCUCUAGCUCAUUGGGAUUCCAACCCCAUCUUCCAUCGUUUAAUUUGGAUCGUUGGAUUCCUUUCUCUUCCUGCAGACGGUGAAAAUUGAAAAAUUAAAAAAAAAUAUCCCCCGACAAUUUCAAAAUUUUGAAAAAUUCCAGAAAAUGAAAGCCCGAGAAAUUAAACAAUAACCCCCCACUCGACUUAAACCCGGAUCUCCGCCAUUUCCUCUCCUUCCCCUGCUCUGAAACUGAAACCACCACACAGAAAAAACAAAAGAGAAUGAAGAGCAGCGCCACCGCGAAGCUUAUCGUCUUCCACCCAUCCAUCCACAAAUCUCCGCCGCCGCCUCCCCCUCCCCCCUCUCCCAACCGCCACCGCCUCUUCUUCAUCCUCACUUUCUUCACCCUCGCCUUCACUCUCACUCUCUUCUCCACCGCCACCAUCCCUUCCUCCGUCUCCUCCACCACCGCCGCCUCCUCCACCCUUCUCCCGGACACCAUCGCCUCCGCACUCCUCCACUACGCCACCACCAACGCCACUUCCCGACACAUGACCCCCGCAGAGCUCUCCAUCGUCGCCGACGCCCUCCGCCGCUGCUCCUCCUCCUCCUCAGUUUGCAACUUCCUCGUUUUCGGCCUCUCCCACGAGGCUCUCCUCUGGAAAUCCCUCAAUUUCGCUGGCCGUACCGUCUUCCUCGACGAGAGCGAGUACCACGUCUCCAAUUUCGAGAAGCACCACCCGGAGAUGGAGGCCUAUGACGUCCAAUUCGCCACCAAAGUAGACGAAAUGUCAAGCCUCCUCUCCUACGCCGUCGCUCGCGCCGAUUCGGACUGCCGCCCCGUCCAGAACCUCCUGUUCUCCGACUGCCGCCUCGCCAUCAACGAUAUGCCCAACCACAUCUACGAUAUCGACUGGGACGUCAUCCUCGUCGACGGCCCCCGCGGCUUCUCCCCUGAUUCCCCCGGCCGGAUGUCCGCCGUCUUCACCGCCUCAGUCCUCGCCAGGACCGGCGGCGGAUCCGGCAAGAAGAAGACUCACGUCUUCAUUCACGAGAUCAGGAGGGAGGUGGAGAAGAUUUACAGCGACGAGUUUCUCUGCCGCCAGAAUUUGGUGGAAACUGUGGAUUCACUCGGUCACUUCCUCGUCGCCAAAAUGCCCGCCGAUCACUUCCAGUUCUGUCCCAAUUCGAGAUCUCUGCCGUCCUCUUCGUCGCCGUCAGUGACUAUGGUGAAUGACAGUUGAUCGAAUCUCAUCUCAGAUGCUUGUGAGAGUCGCUCUGAUUGCAAAGUAUCGUUACGAUUCACGUCGCCAUCUUUUUUUUUUAAUUCUUUUUAUUAAUCUUUUUCGCUAAACAGGCUGCCCAAUCUAAUGAUGGAAAAGUCAAGAAACGAAUUCCAUCAUCUCCUUUUUCUCGGAUGAUUUCCGCCUUUGUUCCCAUCCUUCUCUCGCUCUGCUCGGCCUGUUUGAUUUCCGGGAAAAUCCGAGAAAGAACUCCUUUUUCGACAAUCGCAUGUAAAGCAGCUCUUAAUUAGUAAAUAUUAUAAUAUUAU
Messenger RNA from Linum trigynum, 1630 nucleotides. The record is from the annotation of a GenBank genome assembly. NCBI's taxonomy places the organism in Eukaryota, Viridiplantae, Streptophyta, Magnoliopsida, Malpighiales, Linaceae.